Spirodela intermedia is the source of this 4194-nucleotide messenger RNA. NCBI's taxonomy places the organism in Eukaryota, Viridiplantae, Streptophyta, Magnoliopsida, Alismatales, Araceae. The record is from the annotation of a GenBank genome assembly.
AUGGUCACGACGGUCCCCUUCCUCCUCUCUUCUCCUGCGCUGUGGUGUCCGAUUUCUCUAGGGUUUCUAAUGAUCAUUGUGUGUGUGUGUGUGCGCGCGCGUUGUGACGACUUCUGUUGAAUUUUAGGCGGACGGGGAGGAAGAGCUGGAGCCCCUUUUCGAUUACAGUCGGGUGCAGCCGGCGGAUUUUCUGGCGGUCGAAGAUGGUGCGGCGUCCGCACUUCUCCGUCUCUUUCCCUCGUAUUUUAGUUUCUGUCGAAGUCUGUUUCUUAGUUGUGGUCUUGCAUUUUCAUUUACUCUCGGCCCCGUGUUCCAAUGAGCUAGAUGAUGAGCCGGAUUCUUCUCCGUGCUUCCCGAAUGCGAAGCGUAGGAAAUGUGCUAGCGCCGCGGUGAGUUGUUAGGUUAAUCCUAAAAUUUUGCUCUUUUUUUUGUGGGGUUUGUGAUUCUCAUUCCAAAUUUCUUUGUGUUUCUUACACUGAGUAUGAUGGUUUUAGUUGAAGGGAAAUAGUGAUAAUAAAGUCGUGCGCCUGGAAGAUGAUAUGCGAGAGGAGGAAGAAGAAGAAGAUUGGUUGCCGCCUCCCCCGCCACAAAUAAGAGAUGCCUCCUUGGACUUGGCGGAGGACGAAACUAUACAAAAGCUGAGGUGUGUUGUGAUUUUUCUUCCGAAAUAUGAAAACUCAAUUUCUCCUUUACUCGUCUAGUUGGCGUAAGAAACUCGAAAUAAGUCACUCGUUUAGUCUCUCUUCAGGUUUUUUGCUUGUGUAGGUUCGAUACAACCAAGAUUAUUUUCCCUACAUUGCCUUUUUAAGAUAUAUAUACCUUGGGAUUAAAUGUGAACAUGGAAGUUUUCUUGUUUCAGAGCUACAGUUUCUCUCAGAGUCAUGUCUUGUCUUGUCUUGUCUUGUGAACCGGUGGAUCGUUGAAUUUCACGUACAUCUUUUCUAUUUGGUUCUCAUCUGACAAUAUUGAAGGAUUCUCCCUUCUUCAGGAGUCGGAAAAGCGGUUCUACGCUUGUUGAAUACUUUUUGGUCAGUUUUGAAAUGUACUUUUUGUUAAGGCGUGGUGACAGUAUAGAACAAAAAUAUCAUGGUAAAUGACCAAGAAACGUAACAAUGGAUAUCUUUCAAGAAUAAACAUGGUGAUAGAGAUGAACAUUAUUUCCUACAGAUUCUUGUGGAUAUGCAUACAAGCAACUACAUGGAUAGGAGCUACAUGCAUGCUAUUUCUAUCUAUCACAUUUUUUUCUAUUUGGUGGGGAGGGGAGGACGGUAUAGUAAAAAUGAGGUUUUGGUUUGAUCAAAGAUGGUAAAAAUCAUUCACAAAUAAAAUGGAGGCCAAUUGCGUUCUAGUUACGAGGAAUGAGAUUUUGAAAUUCAUCCGGAAAAUACAUAUUUUAUACUGGAAUAAGAGUGUUUGAUUAUUCAAGAGGCAUGAGACAGAUAUGUUUCUAACGAUUAGUCACAUAUUUCUAAUGUGUUUAUUCGAAAAUCAAAGGCCCGUUGUUGAGUAUUUGAAGACAACUAAAAUAUUUCGGGAUGCAUACUUUGGAGAGCAUUAGGAGUCUAGGGGAGCCUACUUAGUUUUUAUAUUGUUGAAGCUUGCUCUGGAGUGGAUGCAUACUUAGUCUCUAUAGGCCCUCAUAUUUGCUUAACAAGUAACUUCUUCUGUGUAUUGCACCCUGAUAUGGCCAACCAAUUGUAUCAUGUGCGAACUCGGAUUGAAUGUGAAAGCUUCCUUACCAUUUUCUAAAAUCCCCGUCUUUCAAGAGGUCUCGAGAUGCGAUUGGGACAAAGAAUGAGAUGAGGAGGGAGGAGGAGGGGUAGAAGAAAGGGAUUGGAGAAGGCAGAAGAUUAGUGGAAAAAGAAUGGGGAUGAAAAGGAGCAGGAAGUGGAAAGGAAGCAAUAUCAAGAACCGGAGGAGGAGAAAGAUAAGUAAAAAAGGCAGAAGCAGAAAAAAUGGAAUUCGCUGUGAGGAUAGGAGAGAGGAAGUGGUGGACUCUUCUCUACGCACUGAGAUUCCUCUGUGACCGACAGUGAUCCUUGAGUGCGAGAUAUCUCAGAAGUUUUCAUAGCAUGAUAAGUUUCUGUUACCAGAUGAAGUGACUUUUGGUUGGCCAAACCUUUUUUCUUUCCACAUGCCAUGGAUGAUGAUGGAUAGCAUAUCAUAAGGGUAAUGUUGUCACCCCCCCCCCCCUCUGUUUGGGUUAUGGUUUUGUUUGAAUAUAAAAUCUUAGUUUAUUGAGGUAUGUUUUGUGGCAGAGUGAGAGAAAAAGAAUAUGAGCCCGUCUUGCUUCAUGCUCAAUAACAUUAACAUAAAUAAAAAUAUCAGUCUCUGAAUAUUUAUUUUAAGUAACAGUGUGGAAAAAGCUGUAGCGGUAUUGUUUAGGUCUAGAUGACAGAUCCCCUAAAGAAUGCAGAAUCUGGGACACCAUGGUAAAAUUGACUUCCACCAAAGGUUCCUGUGGUCAUUGGCCUGUUUCUUUCCAUCCCAUUAAAAGAAUCGAAGAUAGGCAUUAGCGAGAAAAUAGCAAUGUACAGUCUGUACUUGUGAUUGCCAUUUCAUGGCAUGCUGUUCUUUAAUUAUUUUUUCCCCAAUCAUAAUCGAUUCAAGUAUUUAUUAUUGUAUUAUAUUACUCCAUAUUGCGGCUUGCAGUUUUUUUAAGAUAUUAUAUCAAGAGCUACCUUGUCUAGCAUAAUCACAGGUAUCCUUUCAGGCCCAGAAAAUGAAGGCAUUAAGAGAAACUUGUAACGUUUCCGAUCGAACAAGCAUUUUUGUCAUCUGUAUGGUUGUCACCAUGGUUUUCGGUUAUAUAUGAUAGUUAAGUUUUAGAUGGUGUCGGAUUUCACUUCCGCUGGUUUAAGCAUUCCACAGUUGACUAGUUUGUAUCAGCGUUAGUGAAGGUUUUUUGAGUUUUGCUGAUCGUGUGCCAACUCCACUGCAUCUUGGAUGAAUCUGGGUUGACUUGAAUUCCUCCCUUGGCGACCUGCUGGUUAAUGAGUUUAACAGCUUCUUUUGUGUUCAAUGUGUCAUAUUGAUUCUGCAUAAUCACGUAUGAUUUGAGAAGUAGGUUGAAAAAGCAGGAACUGGCAUCGUUUGCCUGGUCAGCGGAAGAUGUGAUGAGAGCAGUAAUCGAAUCCGCUAAGAAGGAGCUGAACAGCUCUGAAAAAUCUGAUGAUCCAGAAGUUGAAGCGGAGGAACCAGUAAAACAAAACGUGGACAGACCCAAAAUCCUCAUCUCUAUUCAAGACAAAGACGGGCAUAAGCAAUUCCGUGUGUACAAGGUAAUGGCUUUAGGUUACCAAAUUUAUUUAUUUAUUAUUUUAUUUGCAUCUGUUGGAAUUACUUAGGUGAUGAAUGUAUAGAAAGAAAUAAUUAUCGGUACUGUGAUUAAAAAAGAAAAACUUAUGUUGUUUCAAAAUCAAUUAUUUUUCUUCUAAAAAUUUUAAUUUCUCGUUUCCAGUGUUUUUUUUUUCAAACUCUAAGCUCUUUCAUCUGUUCAUGUCAUAGAAAUAUGAAAAUUUAGUCAGAAAUCAAUCUCUCAUUCAUUAGAUUCAUAAAUUUUAUGUGAAAACGAAAUCUAUCUUUACUUUCUUCUCAUAAAGUUUACAAAACCACUCAUCGUCACAAUCUCCCGCUUCUGGAUGAUCAAGGAAGGAGUUGACUUAAACGUAGUGAUGGGCAGUGAAAAUCUUCCACAUUUAGGGCGAAAUGAACCCACUGGAGAUUAUUUAAGAUCAGAGGGAACGAAACCUGAGAAAUUAUACCAGAGAAAUCCAGUUCAAGUGCCUUCCAGACUCCUUCCUAUCUGGGAAAUAGUUGACUUCUUGCCAUCAUCCGUUCCCCAUUACUCGGAUCCGAAGAAGCCAGAUUUCAGAAGAAGUCAAACCAGACCUGGUCGAUGGUCUGGUUUGACUUCUCCGAACAAAGUGGAUAAAAUUGUGAGUCGUGGGUUUGAACGAGGAACCUCUGUCUUGUAGAGAGAUGAAUCCAAUGCAAGCGGUCUUUCUCUGUCUGUGGUAGCAGGACGACAAGUUUGAGAGGCUCUUCAAGAUGUACGCCGGCUGGGCCAAGUGCGGACCCGAGAGCCUGGUCUUCUGCUUCGAUGGGAGUAAGAUCAGCCCAUCCGCAACCCCGGCGAUCCUCGGCUUGGAGGACGACGACAUGAUCGAGGUGCAUCUCAAGAACCCUAACUAG